Cyprinus carpio (common carp) is the source of this 1890-nucleotide messenger RNA. RefSeq names its product olfactory receptor 4E2-like. Gene Ontology annotation, molecular function: G protein-coupled receptor activity; olfactory receptor activity. The record is from RefSeq and is a predicted model, not a curated record. Gene Ontology annotation, cellular component: membrane. Lineage: Eukaryota; Metazoa; Chordata; Actinopteri; Cypriniformes; Cyprinidae. Gene Ontology annotation, biological process: G protein-coupled receptor signaling pathway.
AAAUUCUAAAUAAGAAUCAAAAAAUAUUACUGAACAAAAAUGUAAUAGAAUGAUUUUCCUGAGAAAAAAAAAAAAGGUACUUUUUGAGGCUUCGGUCACUUUUGACCGCGAUGGAGCCAAGUAUGACUCCAAAACGAAGAGGCCCAGAGGGUUAAGAGGAUGCACAAAUACUUAGAAUAAGUAGUUUAUUAAUCUAUGUAGUACCAUAUUAACAUACAGAUGCAGUAUCAUGCUAGAAAAUGUCAUACACAAACAUUUUUAAAAAUUACUGUAAAUAUAAAGUAUAAGAGUAUUAAGUGUGAGUAUGAAUAAUGUGUUUUCAAAAAAAAAUUCCAUGAGCGAAUAAUUAAUCCUAAGAGAUUUCAGAACAUCUCUUACAGGCAUCCCUAAUGAUAAAAAAAAACAAAUAAAAACCCACCAGACGUCAUAAAUUCAGUUGAGAUCACAUAAAGCGCUGAAUCUGUUUAUUUGUAAGAGACUCUCACUGUCAUUCCUGCAGCAAGCACUGGAUGGAUACUGAAGCCUAAUGAGUUGUAAACCAUUUUAAAUGUUUAUUUAUAUUGUUUGCAAUUUGCACUGCAUUGUCAUUUGUUUCAUGUGAUUUGAGGGAUCAUCUAUAUACCAUGAUGGAUAACAUGUCUUACCCUGUGAUACUGACUCUUAUGGUGCCCAAAGAAUCUAAAUCAUAUAGGCAUACAUAUUUUAUUUGCUUUCUUGCCUUAUAUGUGCUUAUAUUGUCAAUCAAUAUUCGUCUUGUUAUGGCCAUCAUCAUGGAGAAAUCUCUUCAUGAACCAAUGUACAUAUUUUUGGGUAAUUUGUGUAUAAAUGGGAUUUAUGGAGCCACAGGAUUCUACCCUAAAAUGUUGUCUGAUUUAAUAUUGGAUUCAUAUGUGAUCUCCUUUCAUAUGUGUGCUCUGCAGAUAUUUGUGAUUUACAGCUCUUUACUGUGUGAGUUCACAGUAUUAACAGUGAUGUCUUAUGAUAGAUAUGUAGCCAUAUGUAAACCUUUAGACUAUCAUUCCACAUUAACUAAAAACGCCUGUGUGAAAUUAUUUCUGUUUUCAUGGAUUGUUCCCACUUUUUCUGUGUUCACUGGCACUCUGUUAUCAAAUUUAAGGCCAUUUUGUGGCUAUCACAUAGAUAAAUUAUAUUGUGACAAUUGGUCAAUUGUAAAACUGUCUUGUGCUUCAUCUUUUGUUAAUAAUGUCUAUGGAUAUAUUGUUGCUGUUAUAUUUUGUAGCUUUGUAGUAAUUAUAAUAUUGUCCUAUAUUAAACUGAUAGCUGCAUGUAAAAUAUCUUCAGAAAACAGAAGGAAAUUCUGGAAAACAUGUCUGCCACAUAUAUUUUCACUGAUAAAUUUCACUUUUGCUUUGCUUUUUGAUAUCAUGUAUAGUAGAUAUGGUUCAAAUGACAUUUCAGAGAGUUUGCGUAAUUUUUUGGCUCUAGAACUGGUGAUAGUUCCACCUGUGUUCAAUCCUCUUAUCUAUGGGUUAAAUAUUAAGGCAGUGCGCAAAAGUGUUUUUACUAUGUGUUGCAUCAAGAGUAAAUGUUUCACGUGCACCAAAAACACGAAAACAUAAUUAAAAACAAUAGUCAUGACAAUUGGGUUUUCAUAUAUAUGAAGUAUGACAAAAAGUGGGAACAAGUGUGUUUUUAAUAAGCGUAUUACUAAUAAAAUGCAAUAUUCGUAUAAAUAUAUCUAUCAUGAUUAAAAAACAAAAAUAUGACUAAAUAGAGAUUUGUUUAACAAUAUCAAGUCCCCUGCAUGAUAAUGGUCUCUCAGAAGUAUUCCCCUCCAUGCCUUUUAUAUCUAAAUGUCAUUAUUGUAUGUUUUUACAAUUUAUCCUUGCUCUUUUUGUAAGAUAGGGUAAAAGUUUGUACAAAUGUACU